AUGUUUCUUCCUCAAACUGCACAAUCCGAUUAUGAGGAACUUUGUUGCAUGGAUGUUCUCGGUAUUCAAGACACACCAUCUGGGGACCAGAAGGUCGUACAUGAAGAGUUCUUGGAGCAACUUCGGCGUGAUCCUGUGCAUGGGUGGUUUGAGACUGGGCUCCCUUUCAAGGGAGGCCAUCCGCCCUUACUCUCAAAUGAGGAUAUCAGUUUGAAACGUUUCGGGACCUUGGUGCAGCGAUUGAAAAAAACAGACAAAUUCAAUGAAUACGAUUCAAUUAUUCAAGAGCAACUCAAAGAAGGAAUUGUUGAACCAGCAAAUCAGCCACCAACCGGAACUGUGUUCUAUUUACCCCAUCACCCUGUCAUUCGUGAGUCAUCAGAGUCCACAAAAAUGAGAAUAGUUUAUGAUGUAUCCUCUAAAACCGGCUCCCAACCAUCCCUGAAUGACUGUCUUAACACAGGUCCACCCCUACAGAAUCAACUUUUUAAGGUGCUAGUUCGAGGACGCUUCCACCCUGUCGCACUCAAUGGUGACAUUGAUAAAGCAUUUCUUCAAGUGCGUAUUGGGCCAGAGCAUCGAGAUGCAAUGAGAUUCCACUGGUUGGAAGAUAAGAAUCCCCAACGUAUUUGCACUCUGAGAUUCACUCGAGCCCUGUUUGGCAUGGGACCGUCACCAUUCUUGUUAGCGGCUACAAAGUCAUCAAGAUGCGAGCAAAGAGAAGCACCCCAAGCAUGCAGAAGAAAUUAA
Dendronephthya gigantea is the source of this 750-nucleotide messenger RNA. RefSeq lists its product as uncharacterized. The transcript has a single exon. The coding region runs from base 1 to 750 and encodes 249 amino acids. The record is from RefSeq and is a predicted model, not a curated record. Lineage: Eukaryota; Metazoa; Cnidaria; Anthozoa; Malacalcyonacea; Nephtheidae.